Molecule: messenger RNA, 1154 nt
Organism: Pseudonaja textilis
Lineage: Eukaryota; Metazoa; Chordata; Lepidosauria; Squamata; Elapidae
Gene: MOSMO
Product: modulator of smoothened
Biological process (GO): negative regulation of smoothened signaling pathway
Cellular component (GO): Golgi apparatus; ciliary membrane
Source: RefSeq, a predicted model, not a curated record
UCGCUUCCGGGUGACGCGACCGCGGCGGGGGCCCGCUUGGGUUUUGCUUCCGGCGCCGUCCCGAAUCGGGGCCCGGCGGCGGCGGCGGCGGCGGCGAGGGUCGCCCCUGCGCAGCGGCUACCUGAGGACGGCGGUGAGGGACGAAGGGGGCGGCGCCGGCCUCGGUCAGGCCAGGCCAGGCGGCGGCGCGAAGGGUCGGAGGCCGCGCCGAGCCAUGGAGCCGCGGUUGUGAGGAGCCCCCGGCCCGGGCCCCGCCUGUGGGAAACCGGGCCGUGGCCGGAGCCGGAGGACAUGGACAAAUUGACCAUCAUCUCAGGAUGCCUCUUUCUGGCCGCCGAUAUCUUCGCCAUCGCCAGCCUGGCCAACCCGGACUGGAUCAACACCGGCGAGUCCGCGGGUGCUCUCACCGUUGGCCUUGUGCGACAGUGUCAAACCAUUCAUGGACGUGACAGGACCUGCAUUCCUCCACGGCUGCCUCCAGAGUGGAUCACGACUUUAUUUUUUAUCAUCAUGGGAAUCAUUUCACUGACUGUCACCUGUGGCUUGCUGGUGGCUUCUCACUGGCGACGGGAAGCAACGAAAUACGCACGCUGGAUAGCCUUCACUGGAAUGAUCCUUUUCUGUAUGGCAGCCUUAAUAUUCCCCAUAGGAUUUUACAUCAACGAAGUGGGAGGCCAGCCCUAUAAACUUCCAAACAACACCGUGGUGGGCUCAUCCUACGUACUGUUUGUUUUAUCUAUUUUCUUUACGAUAGUGGGACUUCUGUUUGCUGGCAAAGUGUGUUUACCGGGCUGACGACCGUCUCUCCAUCCUUUUUGUUUUUUGUUUUUUUUGGGGGAGGGGUGGAGUGAGUUACGGUCACGAAGGAGAAUAGGACGCCGUCUGGCGCAUCCGAGGGAAGAUGCUGAGGUCAGGCCGCCGUUGCAGUCUUACCGGAACGAGGAGGUUUCUCUGUUCUCACUAUGCACUUUGGAUUUUUUUUAAAAGAAAACUUUUAUUAUUAUUAUUAUUAUUAUAAUUAUUAUUCCUUUUUACGGAGAGUCUUUCCCGCCCCCCCCCUCCAUAACCAUAACCAAAACCGAACAACCGCGACUCAUCUCUUCGGCAUCUGGACGUGGUCAGGUGUGCACUGUGAUCGGACCUCGUGUGGAAGG